Messenger RNA from Cricetulus griseus (Chinese hamster), 9279 nucleotides. NCBI's taxonomy places the organism in Eukaryota, Metazoa, Chordata, Mammalia, Rodentia, Cricetidae. The record is from RefSeq and is a predicted model, not a curated record.
GUUGACUUUCUCAAGUCUUCUGUCGCAGCGAAAGAAGGCUAACACCAUGGCAGGAUUAAGGUGACAGUGCCUGCUGGAACCACAGCCAUCCCACUGCCCCCCUGUGGGGUUGUGCCAAGAGCAGGAUAGCAUGGAGGAGAGGAAGCAGGAGACAACGAACCAAGCUCAUGUCCUCUUUGACCGGUUUGUCCAGGCCACUACCUGCAAAGGAACCCUCAGGGCCUUCCAAGAGCUCUGUGACCACCUGGAACUGAAGCCUAAGGACUACCGCUCCUUCUACCACAAGCUCAAGUCCAAGCUCAACUACUGGAAGGCCAAAGCCCUCUGGGCCAAAUUAGACAAGCGGGGCAGUCACAAAGACUACAAAAAGGGAAAAGCAUGUACCAACACGAAGUGUCUCAUCAUUGGAGCUGGCCCCUGUGGUCUCCGCACGGCCAUUGACUUGUCCUUAUUGGGAGCCAAGGUAGUCGUCAUUGAGAAGCGAGAUGCCUUCUCCCGAAACAAUGUCUUGCAUCUCUGGCCCUUCACCAUACAUGAUCUUCGAGGUCUGGGUGCCAAGAAAUUCUACGGCAAGUUCUGUGCUGGAGCCAUCGACCACAUCAGUAUCCGUCAGCUCCAGCUAAUCCUCUUGAAAGUGGCCUUGAUCUUAGGAAUCGAAAUCCAUGUCAAUGUGGAAUUCCAAGGACUUGUUCAGCCUCCUGAGGACCAAGAGAAUGAACGGAUAGGAUGGCGAGCAUUGGUGCACCCCAAAACUCAUCCUGUAUCAGAAUAUGAAUUUGAAGUGAUCAUCGGUGGGGAUGGGCGUAGAAACACCCUGGAAGGAUUUCGUCGGAAAGAAUUUCGUGGCAAGCUAGCCAUUGCCAUUACAGCAAAUUUUAUUAACCGAAAUACAACUGCAGAGGCCAAAGUAGAGGAGAUCAGUGGUGUGGCUUUUAUAUUCAACCAGAAAUUUUUCCAGGAGCUAAGAGAAGCCACAGGUAUUGACUUAGAGAACAUCGUCUACUACAAAGAUGACACACACUACUUUGUGAUGACGGCCAAAAAGCAGAGCUUACUGGACAAAGGGGUGAUACUGCAUGACUACACAGACACAGAGCUGUUACUUUCCCGGGAGAAUGUGGACCAAGAAGCCCUGCUGAACUAUGCCCGGGAGGCUGCAGACUUCUCUACCCAGCAGCAACUGCCGUCUCUGGAUUUUGCCAUCAAUCACUAUGGGCAGCCUGAUGUGGCCAUGUUUGACUUUACCUGUAUGUACGCCUCUGAAAAUGCUGCUUUGGUACGGGAACAGAAUGGACACCAGUUACUAGUAGCUCUGGUUGGGGACAGCCUCUUGGAGCCUUUCUGGCCAAUGGGAACAGGAAUAGCCCGGGGCUUUCUGGCUGCUAUGGACUCCGCCUGGAUGGUACGAAGCUGGUCUCUGGGCACCAGCCCCUUGGAAGUCCUGGCAGAGAGGGAAAGCAUUUAUAGGCUGCUGCCUCAGACUACCCCUGAGAAUGUGAGCAAAAACUUCAGCCAAUAUAGCAUUGACCCUGUCACUAGGUACCCCAAUAUUAACAUCAACUUCCUCCGGCCGAGCCAGGUGCGCCAUUUAUAUGAUAGCGGAGACACAAAAGAUAUUCAUCUGGAAAUGGAGAACCUGGUGAAUUCCCGAACCACUCCCAAGCUGACUCGCAAUGAGUCUGUAGCUCGUUCAAGCAAACUUCUGGGAUGGUGCCAAAGGCAGACAGAUGGCUAUGCAGGGGUAAAUGUGACAGAUCUCACUAUGUCUUGGAAAAGCGGCCUGGCCCUGUGUGCAAUCAUCCACAGAUACCGCCCUGAUCUAAUAGACUUUGACUCUUUGGAUGAGCAGAAUGUGGAGAAGAAUAACCAGCUAGCCUUUGACAUUGCUGAGAAGGAGCUGGGCAUCUCUCCCAUCAUGACAGGCAAGGAGAUGGCAUCAGUGGCGGAGCCCGACAAGCUGUCCAUGGUGAUGUACCUCACCCAGUUCUACGAGAUGUUCAAGGACUCACUCUCUUCCAGCGACACCUUGGACCUGAAUGCAGAGGAGAAAGCCAUCCUGAUAGCCAGUACCAAAUCCCCCAUCUCCUUCCUGAGCAAGCUUGGACAGACCAUCUCUCGGAAGCGUUCUCCCAAGGAUAAAAAGGAAAAGGAUUCAGAUGGGGCUGGAAAGAGGAGAAAAACCAGUCAGUCAGAGGAGGAGGAGCCCCCCCGGAGCUACCGAGGAGAAAGACCCACCCUGGUGAGCACCCUGACAGACAGGCGGAUGGAUGCUGCCAUCGGGAAUCAGAACAAAGUAAAGUAUAUGGCAACCCAGCUGCUGGCAAAGUUUGAGGAGAAUGCGCCUGCACAGUCCACUGGCGUGAGGAGACAGCCGACACAAGAGCGUGGGGUCAGCCAGCCGUCCUGCUGCCCGCCUGAGCAGGGUCGCCCUGCUCCCAUCCCCCAGUGGAAACAGGGCUCGAUAAAGAAAGAGUUCCCACAGAACUUGGGGGGCAGCGACACUUGCUAUUUCUGCCAAAAGCGGGUCUACGUGAUGGAGAGGCUGAGUGCCGAGGGCAAGUUCUUCCAUCGAAGCUGCUUCAAAUGCGAGUACUGUGCCACCACGCUGCGCCUCUCUGCGUACGCCUAUGACAUAGAGGACGGCAAAUUCUACUGUAAGCCGCACUACUGUUACCGACUAUCUGGCUACGCGCAAAGGAAGAGGCCAGCAGUGGCUCCUCUAUCUGGAAAGGAAACCAAAGGACCCCUGCAGGAUGGCUCCACUGGAGAUGCAAACGGACUGGCCAGCGUUGCCACAGGCUCAGCCGAGAGAACUCCAGGUUCCAGCAUGAAUGGCCUGGAAGAGCCCAGCAUCGCCAAGAGGCUGCGGGGCACCCCUGAGAGGAUCGAGCUGGAGAACUACCGCCGAUCUGUGAGGCAGGUCGAGGAGCUGGAGGAGGUGCCUGAGGAGACACAGGCCGAGCAUAACCUGAGCAGCGUGUUAGACAAGGGCACCGAAGAGGAUGUGGCCAGCAGCAGUUCCGAGUCGGAGAUGGAGGAGGAAGAGGAGGAUGACGACGACGAGGAUCAGCUCCCCACCUCUGACCUGGGCGGGGUUCCCUGGAAGGAGGCAGUAAGAAUCCAUGCCCUCCUGAAGGGAAGGAGUGAAGAGGAGCUAGAGGCCUCCAAGAACUUGGAGCCUGAGGAAGAGGAGGAGGAAUAUGAAGAGGAAGAGGAGGAGGAGGAGGAAGAGUAUGAUGAAGAGGAAGAGGAGUCCAGUGAAGUGACCGGCCUUCCCUCCGUACGCCGCGCAGCAGUGCAGGCCUGGCUGGAGACUGUCUCCGGAGCGCCUUUGGACGAGAAUGACCUAGAAGAGGACGCAGACUCGGAGCCAGCAGAGACUGAAGGAGAAGCGGCAGAGGAUGGGGACCCUGGGGACACUGGUGCUGAGCUAGAUGAUCAGCACUGGUCCGAUGACAUCCCUUCGGACGCCGAAACGGAACUUCGCUUGCAGUGCCAGGCCAAGGUGAAAGCUGAGCUGGAGCUGAGAGUGUCAGAAAGUGAGGAAGAGAAGCCGCCUGAUACACCAAAGCAAGAGGAGAGAGGUCCUUCCCAAGUCUCCAGUCCCAGCCAGCUACCUCAGAAACAAGAUGUUCUCUUGUCUCCAGCCCACAGCCCUGGGGCAGAGGGGACCCAGGCCCCACUUGCCUCUGUUGCCACCAAGGCAAAGUCUCCUGAGGAGCCCCUCUUCCCUGCACCUCUGCUGCCCAGAGAAAAGCCCAAAGCUGAAGCCCCCACAGAUCAGAAAACUGCACGCUCACCCAUCCGCUCACCCAUCCGAUCACAGCCUAUGGCCCUGCCAGAAGCCAGGACACCUACCUCACCUGCCAGCUUACAGCCAGAGUCUCUGGUGGCCCCUCCCACACCGCCCUCCACCCAGCUGCCCAUCUGUUCCCAACCUCAGCCUUCCUCAGAUGCUUCUAUACCAUCACCCACUGAGUCUCCCAUACGCUUCCAGCCAGUUCCAGCCAAAACUUCCACACCCCUGACCCCACUCCCAGUGAAGAGCCAAGGAGACCCCAAAGACAGGCUGAGUGGCCCUCUGGCUGUGGAGGAGGCCCUGAAGCGGAGUGAUCUGGUGGAGGAGUUCUGGAUGAAGAGCGCUGAGAUCCGCCGUAGCCUGGGCCUCACGCCUGUGGACCGGAACAAGGGGUCAGAGCCCAGCCUCCCCUCACCUGCCUUUAAGCCAAUAUCCCUAAAGUCCUACUCAGUUGACAAGUCCCCUCAGGAAGAGAGCCUCUGCCUUCUGAAACCUCCAUCUGUUCCUAAAAGGUUGGGCCUGCCAAAGUCAGCUGGUGACCAGCCCCCCCUGCUUACCCCAAAGUCGCCCUCUGACAGGGAACUGAGGAGCAACCAGGAAGAGCGUAGGGACCUCUCCAGCAGCUCAGGCCUGGGCCUCCAUGGCAGCUCCUCCAACAUGAAGACCUUGGGCAGCCAGAGCUUCAACACCUCCGACUCCACCAUGCUCACUCCACCUUCUAGCCCUCCCCCACCCCCACCUCCCAAUGAGGAGCCUGCCACCCUGCGAAGGAAGCCCCAUCAGACUUUGGAGCACAGGGAGGCUUCAGUUGUCCCACCUCCCCCUCCUACCACAUUCAUGCGGCCCCCACGGGAGCCCGCCCAGCCCCCCAGGGAGGAGGUUCGGAAGUCCUUCGUGGAGAGUGUGGAUGAGAUCCCCUUUGCUGACGAUGUGGAGGACACGUACGAUGACAAGACCGAGGACUCAAGUCUGCAGGAGAAGUUCUUCACACCCCCCUCCUGCUGGUCCCGCUCAGAGAAGCUCCUGGCCAAGGAGAAUGGGCGGCUCCCUCCCCUGGAUCGCAACGUGCAACCACAGAAAAGAGGGCUGCCUCUGGUCUCUGCAGAAGCCAAGGAGCUGGCUGAAGAGCGCAUGCGAGCCCGGGAGAAGUCUGUGAAGAGCCAGGCACUUCGAGAUGCCAUGGCCAAACAGCUGAGCAGGAUGCAGGCCAUGGAGAUGGCCUCCUCCAGGUCCCGCCCAGCGCCAUCCCAGAGCAAGGAACUAGGUCCCGAGUCCACCAAGCGCACAGGCCUCCGAGGCUCCCAGGAGCCCACUCUGAAGCAUGAAGCUACUAGCGAGGAGAUCCUUUCCCCUCCAUCAGACUCAGGAGGCCCUGAUGGCUCUGUCACCUCAUCUGAGGGCUCCAGUGGGAAGAGCAAAAAGAGGUCGUCCCUCUUCUCCCCCCGUAGGAACAAGAAAGAGAAGAAAUCCAAAGGGGAAGGCCGAAUCCCAGAGAAACCCAGCCUGGGCCUGCCAGAGGAAGUAGCUGCUAAGCCCAAGUCCCUGUGGAAGUCAGUGUUCUCUGGAUACAAGAAGGACAAAAAGAAAAAGAGUGAUGAGAAGUCCUGCUCCAGUACCCCGUCCAGUGGUGCCACAGUGGACUCGGGCCAGCACAGGGCAUCUCCGAUCGUGAGAACAGAGCUGCAGCUCCGGCGCCAGCUGAGUUUCUCAGAGGACUCAGACCUGUCCAGUGAUGACAUCCUUGAAAGGUCUUCCCAGAAGUCUAAGCGAGAGUCGAUUUAUGUACCACACGCCUUGGCAUUCAGGAGAGCCUAUUCAUCAAAGCCCAGAACCUACACAGAAGAGGAGCUGAGCGCCAAGCUGACACGGAGAGUGCAGAAGGCAGCUCGAAGACAGGCCAAGCAGGAGGAACUGAAGCGGCUGCACCGAGCCCAGAUCAUCCAGCGUCAACUAGAGCAAGUGGAGGAGAAGCAGAGGCAGCUGGAGGAGAGGGGCGUCGCGGUGGAGAAGGCUCUGCGAGGCGAAGCAGACUAUUGGGGAGAGUCUUAUUACAGUGGCCUCAUCGACUUGCACCUGGGCGGCAUGGGCAAAAAGGAUGACCCCAAGCUGAUGCAGGAGUGGUUCAAGCUGGUGCAGGAGAAAAAUGCCAUGGUGCGCUACGAGUCAGAGCUGAUGAUUUUUGCCCGGGAGCUGGAGCUGGAAGACCGCCAGAGCCGGCUGCAGCAGGAGCUGCGGGAACGCAUGGCCGUGGAAGACCACCUGAAGACCGAGGAGGAGCUGUCAGAGGAAAAGAAGAUCCUGAAUGAGAUGCUGGAGGUGGUAGAGCAGAGGGACUCGCUGGUGGCCCUGCUGGAAGAGCAGCGACUCCGGGAGAAAGAGGAGGACAAGGACCUGGAGGCUGCUAUGCUGUGUAAGGGCUUCAGCCUAGACUGGUCCUGAGCCCGACUACCGUGGCAUUUGGUAGAUUGGCACCCACCUGACCCGGCUGCGUUAUCCCAAACCACCGGAUCCAGGUUCAGAAGAAGCCUGGCAUCCCUGGAGAGUGGCACCCAGACACCUGGGCUGUGGGAAAACCCCAGGCGCGUGUCAUCAUCUGAGGUGACUCCACCUCCUAGGAGAGGCCACCUGGACUUCCCACUCAGGAGGGAGGAGAUGGGCCUGCUUGACAUGUGCCCCAGGGGAAACUCCCGCAGGUCCCUGAGGGCAGGUCCCUGGCACCUCUUCCUUCCUUCUGCUGGUGAGAGAGGGAAGUGGCUCCUCUUCAGAGCCACUGCCACCACAGAGAACCUGAAGAGCAGAGCAGCCAUUGUCCUCACGCUCCCUGAAGUACCACCAAAGAAAGCGCAUCUACAGAAAGGCCUGUAGAUGGAGGGGAAUCCAGCAGAGAGCAGCCCCCAUGGGGGUGAUGCCCACCCUCCCAUUGCAGGGGAAGCCAGACAGUAGGCAGGUUCAUUAUGCAAGUUAGGAGGGCAAAGAAGGGCUCUGUCCCCAGCCCCACCACACACUGGAUUCCCAGUGGCCAAGUGCCCCAGGCCUGUCACCUUGGCAGUGGCCUGAGGCCCAUGGAUUGCUGUGUUUUGCUUUUAGUUCACAACCAUUUUGACACUGGAAAGUAUUGACUUUGGGAGAGCUGAGGGAGGCCCUACAUGUCAACCUCCCCUCCCCUCAUUGACAGACAGGCGCCAUCCCUGGCCAGCACCUGCAUCAGUACAGGAGAUGGCUCUCCUUGGCAUUUUCCUGUGUUUGCACAUUGAAAGGAAGCUGACAACCUGGCCAGACACUCAGCCACUUCGGACCCUUUUUGUCAAUUAACUUAUUUUUUUUAAUACUUGAAAGUAAGCGACUUCAUUUUUAUACCUUUACUAGAGACACUGAUUGCCUGUCACCUGCGUGUAGGAGUGACUGGGAUGUCUUUGUACGUCCCAUGCAGCCUGAUGCAGAACUGACCUGAUUCUCGUUACAUGCAUCUAUUUAUUAGCCUUCUUAAUAGUGUUACUGACCUGGUUGGCACUAGGGAGCAGCUCAAAGCCCUGUGGGUCCUUGCUCACAGCUUUUCUGUCCCCUCCUCCACCCAGCACCCUGUCCCUACCUGGCACUGGACUCCUACGGGAGAGCCGCCCCUCUAUGAAGUUGCAUUUCAGCACUAGGAAGCCAGGCCUGGAGACAGACAGGCUACUGUGGGCUGUGCUAUUGGGAUCGCAGCUCUGUGGAACCCACUUGGUCCAGUUUUGCUGCCAAGGUUUUACCUCCUGUACAUAUGUUAAAGAUUGAGGGUAGCCCCUUUUCACUCUUGCUGGGAUGAAGUAGAGUGUGACCUUGUCUUCAGGCUGGCUGAUGACAAUGCCCGGUCCAGCAAGACAGGAGUGUGUGUGCUGGUUUCCCUUAACACACUGGCCACUCCGAUCUUCCCUGCCUGUGCUAGGAUUUUCUUGGCCGGCAAGAGCCAACAAGCACCAUGCAACCAGCUCCAUAAGCCGAAUUGUUCAUUUCUCGUGGUUCACCCAGAGACUGGUGGUGGGGGCCAGGGUGCUUCUCUUUCAAAACAGCAGCACAUGGACCAGUGCAUUGGUGCCACACCAAUCUGGAGAAGGGCAUGCCAGUUGGGCCUGGUGGGAGGGGCUGGUGCAGAAAACAUGCCAUCCCUAGCAGCCCUUCAAGGCUCCUGAGGGUGACACAGCCAAGGGUCCACACUCACCCUGGACUUCCCUUGGGAACCAUACUGUGCCUCAACUCGAACAUCCAUCUAACUCCGGAGGAGCAAACAGCUGUCUCACUCUUCUUCACUUUCUGCAAAAGCUGCCAUCUCUCCCGUGGAAGUGCAGGUGUCCUGCUAGCAACCACCACAGCUCUGAUGUCAUCGCUUCCUGGUCUGACCUGGCAGCACUGCUGUUUUUAUUCUCUGUCUGAAACCGGGAGAGGAGGAUGUUCUGGAUUCCAUUUUUCAACCACAAUCUGCCAAUCAAACUGGACUUUAGACAGGACCUUUAUCGCCUGUGUGGCCUUCUCCUUAACCCUGUCCACCUCCCCAGUGCCACUGGCAACCCCAGGGAGCUCAGCCCUGUCAUUCCUGCUACCCCAGAAGAAGGAAACCAUUUCCAGAGUGACUCAAGAAGGAGGGAGGGGCACGCUGCGCCUCUAGUGGCCUCACAGAGCACCAGUUGUUCCCUCCCACCACUGUCUGGUCAACCACGACCCUGUUGAUCUUUCCAAAGCACACACUGCAUCCUGCAGUCACUAGAAAGGGGACAGAAUCCACCAGCCUGGGCCAUGUCCCCCAGCUCUCCAUCCAUGACAGUUCAAGGACUUCGGGGUUCUUAUAGAGCACUUUUUUUUUUUUGGCUCCCAGUUUGUAACCACUAGUUUGCAGUUGAUUUCAGUGGUCGGGGGACUCGCAACGUGAAGUGUUCUCCACCUCUGGAAAUGCAUGCAGCUCUCUAGCCAGAUGUUCUUCCCAGGGAUUAUGUCUUCACUUGAAGGCAGGGAAGAAAAAGGUGUGUACACACUUCAUACAUGCAUAAGAUGCUAGAGUGCAUUUGAGUAAGCCCAAACUCGAGGCUAAGGACCGUACAUGAGGCACCAGCCUCUACCCGUGAAAGGCAGACAAAAGGCAGCCCCCUGCUCCCCAGUAAGAGCCGGGCCAGAACCCCGGGUUCUAACCCUGCUCAGCUGAUAUCUUUGGGCCUUUCCCCCUAGCAGCCAUCCUAAAGAUAAUUUUGACCAGCAACUAUAGACUUUAAAAGAUAAGACCUUUUUCACCGGGACAGGAGAGGAAACGAGUUGGGGGCAGGCAACACGUAUCAGGGCAUGGGAAUAUAGCUCAGUGGUAGAAUGUGUGCUUAGCAUGCAUAAGGCCCACGGUUCAAUCCCCAGUACCACAUUUAAAAAAAAAAAAAAACCUUUUUGUGAAAGAUGGUAACAUGACCCACAAGAGGGAAUGGUCUGUUUUAUGCGCAAUAAAGUUUUUUAAAAAAAUAAAUAAA